Molecule: messenger RNA, 2693 nt
Organism: Oncorhynchus nerka (sockeye salmon)
Lineage: Eukaryota; Metazoa; Chordata; Actinopteri; Salmoniformes; Salmonidae
Product: membrane progestin receptor alpha-B-like
Exons: 3
Coding region: 225-1406 (393 amino acids)
Biological process (GO): response to steroid hormone
Cellular component (GO): plasma membrane
Molecular function (GO): steroid binding; nuclear steroid receptor activity
Source: RefSeq, a predicted model, not a curated record
CUCUAGUAUCUGAGUGGUUGGCAAGGCUGUCACCGGUCGGGGAGGCGUGACCGACCGAUUACUGUCCGAGGGGGACAUGGACGGACACAGUUGGACGAUCAUCACAUCUGAAGGUGAAAGAUCCCGCGGAGGGUCCUGCUGCGCUGAGUGUUCCGGAGCUGUCUGAUGUAGGCUAAUAAAGUACGCCUACAGUAGUAGCCUUGAAGAGGAAGAAGAACGCCCACAUGCAUUGUUGCCAGUCUCCUGAAACUAUCCAGCCAGCAACAACAACGGUCCCACCAUCCAUCAGACCAUCCCUCAUGGCAACGAUUGUUAUGGAUAGGAUUGGGCGUCUGUUCAUCAACCUCCAGCAGGUAAGGGCGGUGCCCCAGAUGCUGACAGAGGUCGCCCCCUCCAUGCCCGGCACGCUACGAGACACCGAAGUUCCCGGGUUCUUCAGAGAGCGCUACAUCCACGCCGGCUACCGACCGCUCCACCAGGGCUGGAGGUACUACUUCCUUUCGCUGUUCCAGCGUCACAACGAGACCAUCAACGUGUGGACCCACCUGCUGGGGUCUCUCCUUGUCCUGGUCAAGUUCCUCCAGCUGGCUGAGACGGUAGACUUCAUCCAUGAUGCCCACGCCUGGCCCCUCCUCAUCCUCCUCCUGUCCUCUCUGGCCUACAUGGCCUGCAGCACUGUAGCCCACCUCCUGGCUGCCAAAUCAGAGUUCUACCACUACUGCUUCUUCUUCCUGGAUUAUGUAGGAGUGGCUCAGUAUCAGUAUGGCAGUGCCGUGGCUCACUUCUACUAUGCUGUGGAACCAGAUUACCACCGGUGGGUCUCCUCGGUCUUCAUGCCGACUGCCACCUUCCUCUGCUGCCUGUCCUGCCUGGGCUGCUGCUAUGGGAAGUUUCGCAACCACAGCCUGCGGGUCUGGGUCCGGAAGGUGGGCCAGGUGGUUCCCUCGGCUAUGGCCUAUGCCUGGGAUACUAGCCCGGUGUUCCACCGCCUCCUCCUCUGGCCCACGUCGCACAGUGAUGGCAUCACUGCCGCGGCCAGUGGCGUAGUCGGUGACCCGGCUAUAUCCUUCCAUGGGGGCCAGGUAGCCUUCUUCCUGUCCAGUGCGUUCUUCUUCACAAACCCACUUCCAGAGCGUCUGUUCCCAGGCCACUGUGAUUUCCUGGGGCAGGGCCACCAGCUGUUCCACGUCUUCCUGGUGAUCUGUACCCUCUGUCAGAUCCAGGCCUCUCACCUGGACUACCUGGGCCGACGGCCACUCUACACACAGCUACACGGAGAGAGAGGAGCAGCAGCCACUAUCUAUCUGGUUCAGUAUGGAGCCACGCAGGUGGUCUGUGUCUGUAUAGCAGUCUUCAUGGCGAGGAAAGUAAAACGGUUGCUUGACUGCAGAGACAAGUCCAAAUGAAUUGGCUUGGAGACUAUGUAAGAGGGUAGGAAAGUUAGAAUCACUUCCCAGUGGGCAAAACGGGUUGAAAUGGGUUGACGUUAUUACAGCCAGAACCUUUUGCCCAGUUUUGCCCUCUGAUUUGGUACCAAAGUGAUCAAUGUGGCCUUGGUUGACUCGACACACACUGCCUUUGUUUUUUAAAUGUACAUUUAUAUGAUAAUAUUAUGUUUCUCUACAGCACCUGUGUCCUUGAGGGAGUGUUGUUUACCUUUUACAUAAUGGAAGUUGAGGAAGCCUAGCACUGAACAAAGCCUCAAUGAGAUGUAAGAAUGUUGAUAGCUUGCAUAGUACUUUCUAUAUUUGCUAUGAUUGCUCACUGUAAUCCUAGAAUAGAUCUGCUUAGUUGUUCUCUGUUUUUCAAUUGGCAUGGUGGUGUCAAAUGAUGUAUGUAAUGUACAUUAUCGUACACCUGUCAAUUGUUGCGGAGGUUAUGUUCCAUCGCUACAUUUUCCUUUUGAUUGACCACGAGGGGAAAAGGGAAACGUGUUACCUCUCUUACCAUGGCCUACCACUGCCAGGACACACUCUUCACUCAGUGCUGUGACGUAAACCGGAAUAGAGACGGGCUCUGAUUGGCUCUUUCUGGAAGAUCACCAUGGCGACCUAUAACAAAACAUCAGUUCAGCCAAUGGGAUUGAGUAAAGGUGUGAGGACAACUCCCUUUAUACAUUACAACACACAUAGCCAAUCCCAAUUGGGUCCCCAUGCCUUCCCCUUUGCCAUAUUAAACCUUAUGUGUUUGCAGAUCUGAAGGGUGAUAGGUAUUAUGUGUAGUGUUGGUCCUUCCACCUGACAGACCUGCAAUCGCAGGGAUAUCGCCAAGGAGAAGGGCUAGGGAGUGUAUUGGGACUGGCUUUGUUCAUGUUUACCCUUUGUCCAUUACUCUCUGAUUGUGCCAUAGGGUGGUAUCAGUGGAGGCUGCUGAGGGGAGGAGGGCUCAUAAUAAUGGCGGGAGCAAAUGGAAUGGCAUCAAACAGAUGCAAACCAUGGAAACCAUGUGUUUGAUGUAUCUGAUACCAUUCCACUCCAGCCAUUACCACGAGCCCAUCUUCACAAUUAAAGUGCCACCAACCUCCUGUGGGAGGUAUAGUUUCCCCCUGACUGAUGCCCAAAAAAUACCUUCACAACAAUGCAGUGUUAUUAUGACAUGUCAGGAAUCAUAACAAUUUGCUGGGCCUUCACAUUUCAGAACUUUGUUAACUUUAUGGCAUUUGUAGAACAGCAAUAAAAACUACUUGAAGCCCA